Messenger RNA from Stereum hirsutum FP-91666 SS1, 2757 nucleotides. RefSeq lists its product as uncharacterized. NCBI's taxonomy places the organism in Eukaryota, Fungi, Basidiomycota, Agaricomycetes, Russulales, Stereaceae. The transcript has 10 exons. The record is from RefSeq and is a predicted model, not a curated record. Gene Ontology annotation, cellular component: Golgi apparatus. Bases 208 to 2454 code for a protein of 748 amino acids.
CCGUUCCCGAUUCUGCUUGCUAUUUCCCUUCGUGUGCUGGGCACGGUGCUCGCUCUCUUUCCUCUAUUUCUCUUUUUUGACACACACUCUCGGUCAUUGACUUGAUCGGUUUUCUCUCUUUUCUUCUUCUUUUGCCCCAGUGGCACGCCUUUCGUUCUUCCCGUAAAGAGCCACAGUCCUCUCCUCGGCUUUUCUUUCCUUGUCUCGAUGUACGCAUACCUACAACGUCUCCCGGUGCCUGCCAAGUUGAAGCUCUUCUGGUCUAGAGUCAACUCCUCCCGGCUCACUUUGGCCUAUUUCAUCAUCGCCGUCCUCCAUUGUGUUGUUCAGGUUGUCUUCCAAGUUCAGGCCUUCACCAUCAAUGCCCAAGCCGCCUCCUUUCUCUCUGACAUCGUUGCAGAGGGCAACGCUACUGCCGAUGGCUUCUUCGUCUUCGACAAGUCCCUUCGCUUCUGUGAUCACGUUCCUUCUACUCUCAGUGCUGCAUCCUGCCAACUGGUUUGGAGCCCUUUUUCACCCAAUGGUAGCAUGUCCGACGAGUCCGCUGUUCUCAGCUGGGAAAAUAACACCUCAUCCUCUUCGACCGCUUCUUCCUCCUCGUCGCCCAUCUCCUCCCAAACAUCUUCAUCCGCUGUGCAGGCCACGAGCUCUGUUCUCGCUUCGACUUCGAGUGCCGUCGAAACCCCUUCGUCUUCUACCACUAGCUCUGCAGCGCAAUCAACCGAAACUAAGGUUGUAGUUGUGAAGGGGGAUGAUGAUGACGACGAAGACGACGACGAUGAGGAAGAGAAAAAGGAGAUUGCGGAGGUAGAUGACGAUGACGAUGAUGACGACGACGAAGAAGAAGAAGAUCAUUACGACCACAAGAGGUCCACCGCCUUCAAGCGCCAUGAUAUCACACAGACGCAGACGCGGAUCACGGACAAUGCGACCGAGAUCGUUGUCCAUCUUCAUGGGCUUGGACUUAACCGAGACGCCAAUUUGAGUGUGGCGUGUCUGGAGGCUUUGAACUGGCCUAUACAGAUGUUGGAUAACACCAAACGUGAGGAUAUCGCGUUCAUCGCUUUCCAAUUCUGGGUGCUGGGAAUGUCUCUUGUCGCGCUUUUGAACGAGUCCAUUCCUCACGUCCUUGCGUCUCUUGUCACGCACAUGUCGGCCACUGCAUGGGGUGGAUUCCAGAUUCAGAGCACUUCCAACUUUCAUAGUGACUUCCAACGUCUUUCCACCAACGGUGCUUGCAAGAUCAAUCUGUUGCCUCAAUACUGGAAAGCCCGGGGAGACGCUGAAAUUCCUAGUCUGGCUCUGAAUGCUGCUGUCUUACUCGUCACAGCCGUUUUGUCUUGGAGGCUCAUCAAGUCCUUUGGGUGGCAAACCUUCAAGCGCGUGGGAGCGUCGUUAACCAUCAAUCGCAUUUACAAGCUGGUCCUCACGCUCUCGAUCGCUAUUCAACUAUCAUUGUUCUUCGUCGUAGCCUCUGUCGCAUUAUGGCUGGAUCAGCUGUGCAACGGGGCUAUCGGGCAUCUAGCGAGGAACCGUAUGCUGUUCAAGGUCCUUCUCAGUGUUGUCAUCGCACUUCUUGUCCCAUGGCUUUUGAUGGGUUGGUUCGCGGUGCGAAGGGAACUCAGGACUCCAAUGGUGGCCUUCCUCGUUCUUUCUUGUCUUUAUAUAGCUGGAUGGGGUGGCAUGUUCGACUCUCCCACAUUCCGAUGGACCUUCGUCCAGUGGCAGUUCUUCAGUGCAGUCGUCUCAAUCUCCCUCGCCCUGAUCAUCAUCUCGCUCGUCCUGGGCAUCGUCUGCCGGAUGAACUUUGGACGUGGUCUACCUCGUUACCUCAACGCCGAAGAGCCCCUCCCAGGAGACGACUACUCUUCAUCCGAGAAAGAGAAGAUCGACUUCCCAUCUACCGCUCGCCCCGUCCCCACUUUCUCUGCCGCCUUUGGUUCAGGGUCCGAGGUCCCCCCUCCACGCCAAAUGCGCUUCGGACCAGGUCCUCGCCAAAUGGGUCCUCGCUUCUCUGACACGACCUCUGAGCCUUUCGAGACCCAAUCGCAACUCGACAUGAGCAUCAACAGUCACACGACCCCGAACAGCGCGUAUACGAGUCCGAUCUCGAGUCCGCCGAUGUCACUGGCGCCGUCGUACUAUCGGUCGAACGUUGCCGCGGGUGGUCUUGGGGGUGCGGGGACUCCGUUUGGCGGGCUGCAGAGGAGUACCAGCAGGGGAACUGUCUCGAGCUUCGGGUAUAGCGCGAGUGAUAGCGGGCAUUCAGGAGCAGGAUGGAAUUCGUCAAACUGGAGUCCGCAGAGUCAGACGAGGUUGAACCCUCAGCACCCAGUCGGGAAAGGUAGUGUUGGUGGUGACAUUGAUGAAUUGUUGAGGAGCGACAGCCGCGGGUCGAGCAAGUCGGGGAAAUCGACGGCGAGCGCUGAGCGCGCGCGGUGGGUUAUUGAGUAAUCCGUUUCUUCUCUUCGUUACUUUCUACUUGCCGUCAUUAGUUUAGUGCUACGUGGUCUUGUAUGUCGUGUUUCGGUUUCCUGCUAUAUCUAUAACGCUUAUGAACGGACACUUCGUUGCUCGUUCAAAAUCUACCUGAGUACGAUUCGAAUGCUGGUACUGCUACGCGUAGAUGUAUUUUGCCUGUUGUGAUUUCCUGUUACUGUAUCCAGGACAGAGCUGGGACGGGGAAGGACCUGGAAGGACACCAUUGGUCUCGAUGCCGCAUGUGUACUGAACAUCGCACAAUAUCGAGAUGCGCAA